AUGGCGCAGCUACCGUUUUCCGACGUCUGCAAGCUCUUGGACGUCCAUCAUCGUCAUCUCCUCGACCCCCUCGACGCCCCCGCCGGCGCCGCGCUGCUCUCGACCCUGCUCCCUGCCAAGCGCACCGACCGAGUCUAUCAUCUCCAGGAUUCGCGCCUAGAAAAGAUCUUUGAGCGCGCCCAGCGCCUGGGCGACAGUCGCCUUAGGGAUCUCCGUAGAUACAAGGUGCCGGGUUCCGGCCUAGAUCUCGCCGAUUGUAUUUAUGCUAUUCUCAGUGCCACGCCGAACCCCAACCAAGCGCUGGCCAGCGUUCUCGAGGUAGACAACCUGCUACGGGCCGCCGCGGCAAGAUCAGAAGCUGUACAUGCGGCUGUCUCCCUCGAAGCCAAGUGGCUCACCCGCCUCGUGCUCAAGGACUUCCGCGUCAUCGACGUGGACGAAUCCGUCAUCUACCGGGCCUACCACGGCCUCUUACCCCGCAUCUUGCGCGUGCGGGACAACAUCCCCGCCGCCGCCAACGUGCUGCGCGAUAUCCUCCGCGAGGAGCGGAGGACCGGGCUAGGCGCGGUGGGGAGGCCGUUUUGGCGCAAGGCGCGGAGCAUCAAGCACUGCUUGGACAUGGGCCACGGGUUCAUGAGCGUAGAGAAGAAGAUUGACGGCGAGUACUGCCAGAUCCAUAUAGACUUGAGCAAAGGGCGUGACUGCAUACAAAUAUUUUCUAAAAGUGGCAAGGAUAGCACCAAGGACAGAAUCCGCGUCCACGAGCAGAAAUGCAAGAUCCUCCCAUUCCACAAGGUUCGGAACCACGUAACGAGGUCUGGUCGCUAUCUCGGCAGCGAGAUGGAUUCGCCGCCACGGAGUACUGAGCAUUUAAUGGUCAUCUACUACGACGCCUUUCUCAUCGAUGACGAAUCCCUACUCGGAGUCCGUCACUCACGGCGAAUGGAAAUGCUCAAAGACAUCCUUAGCCUCCGGUCCGGGUACGCGGAGCUUGUGGAGCGGCGGGUUCUCAACUUCAACAAGCCACAAGCCGCAUCAGACCUCCGAAGCAUGUUUGCCAACUGCAUCACCUCGUGCGAGGAAGGAUUGGUGAUCAAAGCAGACGAGCCGAUGAUGGUCUUCAACGAGCUUCGGGAAGAUUUUACAGGGUGUCCCAUCAAGUUCAAGAAGGAGUACAUCGGAACCUUUGGCGACCUCGGGGACCUAGCCGCGGUGGCGGCGCGAUACGACUCGCGCAGAGCCAAGGUGCUCCGGAUCCCCAACCUCAAGUGGACGCACUUUUACCUCGGCUGCUUGACGAACAAGUCCUCGCUGCACCUCCCGGGUACCGUACCCGAAUUUACCGUUGUCGUGGUUGUGGAGCCCGACGCAGCGUUUCUCAGCACCGUCGUGGCCCAUUGCCAACCCGGUGCCCCGACGUUUGUCCUGACGCGGCCACCCAUCUUCGACGUCCGGUGCUUCGCGUUUGAGAAGCCGGGCAACGUGGGGUUCUACACCCCGCGCUUCACCACGGCGAGCAAGGUCCACUUCGACCGGGCCAUCGGUGACGUGAUGACGUUUGACGAGCUGCAGCGGGUGGGGCAGCGGGCCAUGGCAGAGCGGCCCUGGGAGGACGGAGAGAGCCAGGAGUUCCUCAAGUGGGUGGGCAAGCUGGAGAAGGCGGACCCGAAAGGGUUCGCGGUGGACAGGGUCACCCAGUCGACGGUGUCCUCGGGGCCCUCGCCCUCGCCGCAGCCGCAGUUUCAGCCACGAUUGCUUGGGGACCAUGGCAUGCUGCCGCCGGGGAGGAGAUCGAUGAGUCUAGGGGCGGAAAGCAUAGUCGGCGGAACCGAGCGCUAUGGGGACGGAAGCCCCAAAUCUGCUCAAAAGGCUUCCCACCAGUCACCAAACCCCACAUCCCCCAGCAGAGCCCUCACCCACCAGAAGAAGAAGCAGAAGAAGAACACCAGAGACGGCGGCAGCGGCACCAUCAAGCCCACAGCCAGCAGCCAAGACACCCAGAGCCAGCAAACCAGAAGUCAUCGAGAUUCCCGACAGCGAGGACGAAGACGCAGCAGCAGUAGACACUCCACUGCAGCAGCAGCAACGAGCAACAUGCAAGCACCGAGGCGCGCACUGCUGGUUCGCCGAGCGAACGGUCCUCCUCGGCCCCGCCUCUGGCGCCGCAAAGUCAUCACAGACAAGCUCCUCCGGCGGCACGGGAUCGAGGGCUACAUCACGGACUACGAGGCAUGGAUGCCCGCGGCCCCGGAGCGGCGGCCGGCCGGACGCAAGAUUUGCCUGGUCGAGGCCGGCCGGCGCGAGGAGACGCGCGCGUUCCUCGACGACCUCGAGGGCAGGCCGCUGACCUUGGCGGACGGGGGCCGGGAGUACGUCGAGGUGUACGAUUGGCGCGUGCUCGAGGACGUGGCUACGCUCGAGGAAGAGCAAGGGCAAAGGGCGAGGCUGGCCAACGGCGCCGGCGCGGGGGCGGUGCGACAGGACCCGUGGAAGAAGUGGUGGGUGGGCUUGGUAUGA
Parascedosporium putredinis is the source of this 2517-nucleotide messenger RNA. Lineage: Eukaryota; Fungi; Ascomycota; Sordariomycetes; Microascales; Microascaceae. The record is from the annotation of a GenBank genome assembly.